UUCCGUCCGGGCCUGGCCGAGGUUCGGCUCCGCGGGCCGAGGGCGGGGGUACGGAGGUGGCAGCUGAAGCAGGAGGCGGUGCGGGAGGCGAGAAGCGCCCGCGCGGACCAAUCCCUGCGUCCCGGGCCGCGACCCUGUUCCUGCAGCGCUCCGAGAAGAGGCCGGCCGGAUGGGCCGCUGAGCCCGAGUCGGGGACCGUGUGGAGCCCCCUGGAGCUGAGAUCAGGAUGUUCCGCUUCAUGAGGGACGUGGAGCCCGAGGAUCCCAUGUUCCUGAUGGACCCCUUUGCAAUUCACCGCCAGCACAUGAGCCGCAUGUUGUCGGGCGGCUUUGGAUAUAGCCCCUUCCUUAGCAUCACAGAUGGUAACAUGCCAGCAACCAGGCCUGCCAGCCGCAGGAUGCAGGCUGGGGCUGUCUCUCCUUUCGGGAUGUUGGGAAUGUCUGGUGGCUUCAUGGACAUGUUUGGAAUGAUGAAUGACAUGAUUGGGAACAUGGAGCACAUGGCUGCCGGAGGCAACUGCCAGACCUUUUCUUCCUCCACUGUCAUCUCCUACUCCAACACUGGGGAUGGGGCCCCCAAGGUUUACCAGGAGACAUCUGAGAUGCGCUCUGCCCCAGGUGGGAUCCGGGAGACCCGGAGGACUGUCCGGGACUCAGACAGUGGUCUAGAGCAGAUGUCCAUUGGGCAUCACAUUCGGGACAGGGCUCACAUCCUCCAGCGCUCCCGAAACCACCGCACGGGAGACCAGGAGGAACGGCAGGACUAUAUCAACCUGGAUGAAAGUGAAGCGGCAGCGUUUGAUGAUGAAUGGCGAAGGGAGACAUCACGAUUCAGGCAGCAGCGUCCUCUGGAGUUUCGACGGCACGAGGCAUCUGUGGGUGGGGGUCGAAGGGCCGAGGGGCCUCCCCGUCUGGCUAUCCAGGGACCUGAGGACUCCCCUUCCCGACAGUCCCGUCGCUAUGACUGGUGAAGGCCCUGGUUCUCAGCCUCUCUUGUACAGGCUGAGAGGCUGUGAAAUCAUCCCUUGAAAUAACUUUGUCCUUUCCGACCUCCAUCCCAAUUUAAUAUUAAAUUAACAGGCAAGUUGGCCCCCACCUCUCCCUGGGGGUCUCAGGGAGAACCUUUUACUGCCCCCUUUACCUACUUUCUCCAUCUUUUAUCCCCUCACCACGAUGACCCCACCCAUCUUCUAUCCACUAACUUGAGUUUUCAUUUUGCUGCUCCAUCUUCAGGCCACCUCAUCUUCCCCUAAACCCCUGCCAUGCAUUGAAGUUUUGGGGGGAUGAGCUCUGGGUUUAGGGAUCUCCAUCCCUCAGCUCCCCUGGACCCUUGCCCAUCUCUUCCUCAGAGCGCCACUGCAGAUGCCAUGGUCCUAUCAGGGCUGUGGAGGGAGUGGACUAGUUCCCAACCCUUCUCCCACCUCCCCACAUCACACUCACACACAAAAACACUUUCCUAUACCCUUCUCUGCCUUUAUAAAAAUAAAUGAUUUGUGCAACUUGUAACUAGGUGUUUAUGGAAUAAAGGAUGAUGGAAAAAAAAGUAA
Molecule: messenger RNA, 1546 nt
Organism: Psammomys obesus (fat sand rat)
Lineage: Eukaryota; Metazoa; Chordata; Mammalia; Rodentia; Muridae
Gene: Mlf2
Product: myeloid leukemia factor 2
Exons: 9
Coding region: 227-970 (247 amino acids)
Biological process (GO): regulation of DNA-templated transcription
Cellular component (GO): nucleus; cytoplasm
Source: RefSeq, a predicted model, not a curated record